Messenger RNA from Pseudomassariella vexata, 1573 nucleotides. RefSeq lists its product as uncharacterized. Gene Ontology annotation, molecular function: structural constituent of ribosome. Gene Ontology annotation, biological process: translation. The transcript has a single exon. The record is from RefSeq and is a predicted model, not a curated record. Lineage: Eukaryota; Fungi; Ascomycota; Sordariomycetes; Amphisphaeriales; Pseudomassariaceae. Gene Ontology annotation, cellular component: mitochondrial large ribosomal subunit. Bases 214 to 1254 code for a protein of 346 amino acids.
CUGCAUUUUUGGCCCUCGUGGGGACUUGCAUAAGUACGGAAUUGAGGGCGGUACAGCACUUCCUCCGACCCGCCGCGGUAAGCACAGACCAGUAAAUUUUGAGAAGUUACAGGGGAGCGACUGCAAUAUCCUCUUUGACGACGACGAGCCUUGUGGAGGAGUUCGAACAAUUGGGUGACUCGGCCUUCGAGACAACCAUACACUGCUUGAACCAUGCCUCCCCGAAUCAGUAACUCGUCAGCCCGAUGCAUUGGUCGUGCCUUGCCAACCCAGAAUCCACAAUGUUUCUCACGGCCUCCAGCGAUACCUUGGCUUACACGAACUUCACAAGCCUCUUCGCAACGACAUUAUGCAUCGGCCGUCUCUCCUAUACCUCUAGGUGCCUUGAGGCUGCCCGAUGACUACAUCCCCCCUACCAAGCCGCCAUCAGCCCGCCGUCCGGAGACACGAAAGUCCCAGCUCCUACGCGCAUACACUGCACUACUCCGAUCGACGCCUUUGAUCCUCUUCUUCCAGCACAAUAACGUAACCGCCGUAGAAUGGGCUGCCGUCCGCCGUGAGCUGCGCAAAGCGCUUCAGGAAGUUGAGGCUCCAUUUGUGGCUUCAGAUGGUAAAGUGCCAGCCGACGUGGCCGGGUCCGUCGAGCUCCAAGUUCUGAGAACGCGCAUCUUCGAUAUUGCCUUCAGAGUUGUCGAGUUCUUCGACCCCAAGAUUGCAUCAAAGCAGUCGAAGGCCUACACGCAUGACCUGUCUCCCGCGGCUUAUGAAUCUAUCAAAGCAGCCAACCUCGCAGACCCAAAUAGCACUUAUGCAACAAUGAGCCCGCUACUUUCUGGACCCGUGUGCGCUGUCACAUUCCCUGCUGUCUCGCCGGCCCAUCUAGCUGCCGUGCUGAAGAUCAUGGCCCCUUCGCCACCUGCGUUCCCCGCGCCGACCAGAAGGAAGAACCCGGGAUACUACGAGUUGACGGCACAAAGUGGGUUGCAGAAGCUGCUCCUAAUCGGUGGGCGGAUCGAAGGCAAGGCAUUUGAUGGCGAAGGUGUCAAGUGGGUUGGUGGCAUUGAGGGCGGCAUGGAAGGACUGCGGGCCCAGCUGGUGCAUAUGCUGCAAAGCGCAGGCUUGGGGCUUGCGACGACGUUGGAAGGUGGUGCCAAAGGGUUGUGGCUGGCAUUGGAGGGACGUCGGACGCAGUUGGACGAGGAGAAGAACCCAAAGCAGGAAACCGCAGAGGCGGAAGCGGAAAAGAAAGAAUGAGCUGGCUAGGAUGGUACUAGCAACUAAUUUACACGAGAAAGUCGGCGGGAAUGUGUAUACAUAUGACUGUAUAAAUGUACUAAGAAUGCUCCCCGUGCCAGAGGAUGUGAGCUGUAUCCAAUUACUUGAAUACCUUACACGCAAAUAGUACACCUCAGGUUGUUGCUCUGUAACUCUGAUAGUUAUGAAAUAGACAGACUGCUCGAGUUGGGCACCGUUCAAACUUGACGCCCGUCUGAUAUGACACCCAUAAAGACUUCUCUGCAAGAACGUGGGAUCAAAGGCGACAGCAUAAAAUACCAUCGAUUAUUGCCACAGG